CAACUUUCCUUGAUUCAUAUCUCCUAAACUUCUUUUGCUUCAAUCCUUUUCAUUUGCCAUAAAUGGAAGAUUACCAAGGAAACUGCUGUGAGAAGUUCUUUAGGACAAGCAGGCAACAAGAAUCCUCACCUGCCAGGAUUGCCUCCAAUCCUAAGAACAGAGAAGCACCUGAAGCUGUUACCAUUGAGUUUGACCACACAAGCAAGCUCCAGCAGAAAGAUGGAAAACUGCAUCAAAUUGCUCCAGGGAAAUCUGCUCCCAAGCAGGGAAAUGGGCAGUCUGAACAGGGAGAAUUUCCCAAAAAUGGGCAGCCUCAAGGUAGCCGGGAAGCUGCAGGGAAGAAAACCGUACAACAUAUUGAGGACAGGUUCACAGAUUUUAUCAAUCGUGCAAAGUCUAAGCUCAGAAGAACUAUGUCCAACGUUGGGGAAGGAAAAAGCUCACCAGUUGAGAAAAAUCAUCAUGGUGGAAAAGACAAGGAUCAUCAUGAUGGAAAAGAAUCAAAAGAACAUCAUUUUCUGGAUUAUAUCAAGCGUGCCGGGAUGAAGAUCAGAACUACCACCUUCAAGGACAGGACUGAGUAAACCUAAGGUUGAGUGACUAAAUAAGACCAGGCCGGAAAACAAGCUCAACCUGCUUAUUAAAAACAUACGUUUGUAUGAGGGGUAUCCAGUGCUUGUAGUGUGUUUUAUUUCUAAUUAUUGUAUUUUUUUUUUUUUAAAUAGAUCCUUAUGGGGAUUGAAUGCAAUAAAUUUUUCUUGCCAAA
Messenger RNA from Rubroshorea leprosula, 766 nucleotides. The record is from the annotation of a GenBank genome assembly. Lineage: Eukaryota; Viridiplantae; Streptophyta; Magnoliopsida; Malvales; Dipterocarpaceae.